Helianthus annuus (common sunflower) is the source of this 1566-nucleotide messenger RNA. RefSeq lists its product as uncharacterized. The transcript has a single exon. NCBI's taxonomy places the organism in Eukaryota, Viridiplantae, Streptophyta, Magnoliopsida, Asterales, Asteraceae. The coding region runs from base 1 to 1566 and encodes 521 amino acids. The record is from RefSeq and is a predicted model, not a curated record.
AUGAAUUUUCUUGCAAUAAACAUAAGAGGCAUUGGGGAUCUGGAAAAACCAGGGUGGAUAAAUAUAUUAGUCAAAGAGCAUAAAAUCUUGUUUCUAUGUAUGCAAGAGACACAGGUAUCAAAUGUGGAUUCAAUCACUAUUGGGAGGUAUUGGGGAAAAGUGGAGAUGGAAUAUGAAUCGGUGGAUGCUAGAGGCAGGUCUGGGGGUCUUGUCUCGGCUUGGGAUCCGGGAGUGUUUUCCAAACAGAGAGUAGUCAAACAUGAUUCGUUUCUACUGAUCAGUGGGGUCCUAGCUGGAACAAACACAUGUAUCAACGCAGUUAAUGUAUAUGCUUCGUGUGAAGUAACAAGAAGAAGGGCACUUUGGGAAGAACUGAAGACCAUCAAAGAUACGAAUGGUGAAGGACUCUGGAUCAUGGCUGGUGAUUUUAACGAAGUAAGAGAGGAGGAUGAAAGAAUGAUAUCGAGAUUCGACAAUCAUGGUGCAAUGAUCUUUAAUAACCUCAUAUCUGAAGCCGGACUACUUGAAUAUCAGAUGAGUGGAUACAAGUAUACCUACAUGACGGAGGAUGGGUCGAAUCUCAGUAAAAUAGACCGGGUCCUAGUCUGUGAUGCCUUCAUAGGAAAUUGGCCAUGUGCAAGAUUUGAAGCUUUAGCUAGGCACCUAUUGGAUCAUAGCCCGCUACAAUUAUCGUGUGCGACAUCAGACUACGGUCCGAUCCCUUUCAGAUUCUAUAAUAGCUGGAUUGAGGAUAAUGGCAUAGAGGAAGUGGUUAAGAAAGUUUUGGAGGAAUCUAAUAAUGGGGGCAACAAUAUGAGAGUACUGGCAAAUAUUCUCAAGAACCUAAAGUUUGACAUCAAAGAAUGGAGACGAGUAACGAAACUACAGGAGGAAAAGGAUAUAAACGAAGCGACAGAAGAAGUGGCAACGAUUGAAAAGUUAGCGGAAAGCAGGAGACUGACGACAUUGGAAAAGGAGAAAAGAAUACUAGACAAAUGGAAGAUAAGGAACUAUGAACGAAAAAGGUUGAAGGACUUAAAACAGAGGGCUAAACUAAAAUGGGCGAAGCUAGGUGAUGAAAAUUCAAAUUUCUUCCAUAGGACUAUAAAUUGUAGGAAAGCACAGAAUAGAAUAAAUGCAAUGAAAAUCGGCGGUAUUAUGGUUAAUGAACCAAAAGCAAUUAAGGAGGAGUUUAGAACGAGAUUUUUGGCGCGAUUCACAGAACCAAUAACUCAUAGACCUACUCUUGACGGUAGUGGCUUCAAACAGAUCACGGGUGAACAGGCUACACUUCUAACUAGUAGCUUUUCGAAACAGGAAAUAAAAGAGGUAGUGUGGGCAUGUGGGAGUGAUAGGGCCCCAGGACCUAACGGAUUUUUGUUCAAAUUUAUAAAAAGAUUCUGGGCACAGUUAGAAAAUAAUAUAGUAGGAGUGAUGAAUGAUUUUCAUGAAAGAGCUUUUAUUGAAAGGGGUUGUAACGCAUCAUUCAUAGCCUUAAUCCCAAAAGUAAAGGAUCCUUUUUCGGUGAACGAUUUUAGGCCAAUAUCUUUGAUUGGAGUGAUCUAG